CACACACCACAGGAAAGAUGUGGGGUCUUUUGUGAUGCAUGCAACAUCUGCUGACCUCAUUACUAGAAAUGUCAAGUUUGAUCUCCUGGUUCAAGUGGUCUUCCAGGUCUCUGCACUUUUUCCUACAGAGGAGGAAGAAAUGCGACAUACCCUUAUGUGGAGAAAGGAGCUCAUUGCCAAGCUGGAUCAGGCAGAGAAGGAGAAGCUGGAUGCCGCUCAGCUGGCUCGGGAAUUCGAGGCCCUGACGGAGGAGAAUCGGACGCUGAAGCUGGCCCAGUCCCAGUGUGUAGAACAACUGGAGAAACUCAGAAUACAGUAUCAGAAGAGACAGGGCUCGUCCUAACCUGACAUGAUUCAAUGUGAGCAUAAGAGGUUGGUGACUGCUGAGCACUGGCCAAAACAUUUUUUAUUUUCAAGGGGUAGCUAGUAAAAUCUGUCGCUUCUCCUUAUUACACACACGGCCAAGGUCUACACUAAUGAUUGCAUGCUUGCCAAUCUAGUUGGACAGAAGGGCUAUUUUCUUUUAAAUAAGAUAAUGAGAACAAACCUUUACCGAAUGUUUUUAGAGAUCAGAAUUCAUUUCAAAACAUUUUUUUCCUUAUUUAGCAAGAUAUGAUCAUACUGUAUGUAUCCGGGUAGAAAAUGAUAGAGAACAUUGACUGUUUCUACUAAGAAUCACAAGCAGAAUUCGGCCAUGAAACAGCCUAGUAAGAUGCCCACUGCAGUUUUACAUUGGUGUAUUUUUAAAUUUCAUGUCUUUAAUUUUUCAACUGUGCUCCAAUGUGAACUGUCAGAUACUUCACUGCAUAUAUUUAUGUUCACCAGUUAGGUUUAAUCCCUCCAUGAUUGAUUGCACUAAGAAUGCAUGGUUGCAUAUCAUAAAAGCUUUCUUAUGAAAAUAUUAGCAGCAGGUAUGUCUGUGUCAGCCCAUAUUUGUAGUGCUAACUUGCUGUUGUAAUAAAAAACUGAUAAAGGUGCAUUUUCUUCACACCACAUUACCUCCUGGUAAACAUUUCUGCCUUUGCUUGUGUGUGUUCUGGGGGAAAUGGAAAGGUAUUGUUUGGACAUUACUUUGGUGAGUUCCCAUGUAAACAUCAAUAAAAUUCUAACUACC
This is a messenger RNA of Odocoileus virginianus texanus, 1114 nucleotides long. The record is from RefSeq and is a predicted model, not a curated record. NCBI's taxonomy places the organism in Eukaryota, Metazoa, Chordata, Mammalia, Artiodactyla, Cervidae.